AUGCAGAUGUCACUCAGAAAACUGGGCCCUAUUCCAACAGAGGCCCCUGCUCCAUUAUCCACCCCUUCUGAUCAAGAUGCCAUCGCAGUCGACGAGAUCAAUACCCCGUACAAAGCAAAAGCGGUCGUCCUCAACCGCGCCAUCCAAGAGAUUGGUAUGGGCCGUUACCAGUGGCUGCUGUUUAUCAUAAUCGGCUUCGGUUGGGCAAGCGAUAACCUCUGGCCCAUCGUCACCUCUCUGAUUCUCACGCCCGUGUCGUAUGAAUUUCAUGUUUCCAGACCCCCCUAUCUGACCCUUGCCCAGAAUAUAGGGCUCCUCAUCGGGGCGAUGUUUUGGGGGUUCGGAUGUGACCUGUUCGGGAGACGAUGGGCUUUCAAUCUCACGAUCGGUAUCACGGGUGUGUUUGGGUUGAUCGCUGCUGGCUCCCCUAACUUCGGGGCUGUCGGGACUUUUGCGGCGCUUUGGUCUGUCGGGGUCGGGGGUAAUUUGCCCGUUGACUCAGCUAUCUUCUUGGAAUUUCUGCCAGCGUCGCAUCAGUGGUUAUUGACUGUUCUGUCCAUCGACUGGGCCCUUGCUCAGCUCUUCGCUUCGCUUAUUGCCUGGCCGCUUAUAGGAAACUUGACUUGCAACGAUGACCUGGGAUGUACGAAAUCCCACAAUAUGGGGUGGAGAUAUUUCAUGAUUGUCAUGGGAGGUGUUGCAAUGAUUAUGUUCGUGAUCCGCUUUGUAUUUUUCAACAUAUUCGAAUCGCCCAAGUAUCUCAUGGGGAAGGGGAGAGAUGAAGAGGCCGUGAGAGUCGUGCAUGAGGUGGCUAGAAUUAACGGGAAGACAUCAACCUUGACGAUUGAAGACCUGGAGGAGUGUAGCCGCGGCAACGAGCAUGAGUCACAGGGACUUAGCAAUGUCGGGAUCCUCCGUGAGAGACUCGAAAAAGUGAACCUUGCACACAUAAGGGCACUAUUCGAAUCGCCAAAACGCGCAUUUGCGACGUCGUCAAUUGUCCUUGUGUGGGCAUUGAUUGGGCUGGGCUUCCCUUUGUACAAUGCCUUUCUCCCUUACAUCCAGCAGAUGAAGGGCGCAGAGUUCAGGGAUGGGUCCAUAUACAUUACCUAUCGAAACUCCGUUAUAAUUGCCGUCCUAGGCGUCCCAGGUUGUAUCAUCGGGGGAUUCUUAGUUGAACUACCUCGAUUUGGGAGAAAGGGAACCCUUGCGCUAUCCACAGUAGCGACGGGUGCGUUUCUGCUGGCUUCCACAACUGCAACAACAUCAGACGCAUUGCUUGGUUGGAACUGCGCCUACAACUUCAUGAGCAGCAUGAUGUAUGCUGUUCUAUACGCUUAUACGCCAGAAAUUUUCUUGACCAAGGACCGUGGCACGGGAAACGCCCUGACUGCAUCUGCGAAUCGCAUCUUGGGUAUUGUGGCUCCAAUCAUUGCAAUGUUUGCAAACCUUCAGACAUCGGCUCCGGUAUACGUAAGUGGGGCUUUGUUCAUCGUUGCUGGACUUCUGGUUAUUAUAAUUCCUUAUGAGCCGAGAGGCAAGGCUAGUCUUUGAGAAAUGGAAUACCACCCAUGCUGUUGUAAAGUAGCUAGAGUUGGUUGAGACGCCUUGUUUGGGUUAUCAAUAAUAAACCAGGAUUCAGC
Monascus purpureus is the source of this 1643-nucleotide messenger RNA. The record is from the annotation of a GenBank genome assembly. NCBI's taxonomy places the organism in Eukaryota, Fungi, Ascomycota, Eurotiomycetes, Eurotiales, Aspergillaceae.